Messenger RNA from Oryctolagus cuniculus (rabbit), 6831 nucleotides. The record is from RefSeq and is a predicted model, not a curated record. NCBI's taxonomy places the organism in Eukaryota, Metazoa, Chordata, Mammalia, Lagomorpha, Leporidae.
UGCGUGCUGGUGGUCCUGUAAACAACACUGUUCCAGAUGACAGGCAGGCUCCUUGACACUGAGAAACCAGAAUGAAAACUGUGGCAGUGGUCAGGACGGACUCUGACCCAGAGCCGUUCAAGUGGAAAGCCAGCAAAGGUUAGCCGAAGGACAAAAUGCUAAAGGUCAAGUUUUCUUUCUCAAUUUUGCAUUUCACAUUUUAAGAGGUGAUUCACAUAUAGGAAGAUUAAAUUUUAGAAACAGGUCAUUAUGAUCAUUUUCAAUGGCAUAAUUUUCAUGUCUUCAGCAAUACUAGUUCUGCAAAUGUUUCCAUUGUGCAGUAAAAUGCUUACACGUUGUGGAAAGAGUUAAUCCACGGGUACUAAUGGACUUCCUGAACCUUCCUGUUUCAGAAGAGGGAGAUUGGAAACACCGAUCAUGAAUUGGGGAAACGAUAGCGCCCCCCAGGAGUUCGUUCUGUUGGGUUUCUCAGAUCGGCCGUGGCUGGAGUUCCCGCUCUUUGUGGUCUUCCUGGUCUCCUACAUCUUGACCAUCUUUGGCAACGUGACCAUCAUGCUGGUCUCCCGCCUGGACUCCAAACUCCACACCCCCAUGUACUUCUUCCUCACCAACCUGUCACUCCUGGACCUCUGCUACACCACAAGCACGGUCCCGCAGAUGCUGGUAAAUUUACGCAGCACCAGGAAGACAAUCAGUUACGGCGGCUGCGUGGCCCAGCUCUUCAUGUUUUUGGCCUUGGGAGCCACUGAGUGUGUUCUCCUGGCGGUCAUGUCCUUCGACAGGUUUGUGGCCAUUUGCCGGCCUCUCCAUUACUCAGUCAUCAUGCACCAGAGGCUCUGCCUGCAGCUGGCAGCUGCAUCCUGGACCGUUGGCUUCGUCAAUGCGGUGUGGUUGUCUGCCCUGACUCUCUCGCUGCCACUCUGCGGCCCCUAUGUGAUAGAUCACUUUCUCUGUGAAGUCCCUGCGCUGCUCAGGUUGUCCUGUGUUGACACAACCACAAAUGAGGCGGAACUAUUCCUGGUCAGUGUGUUCUUCCAUCUGCUACCCUUGACACUCAUCCUUACAUCAUAUGCCUUUAUUGCCCAAGCCAUCCUGAGAAUCCAAUCUGCUGAAGGUCAACAAAGAGCAUUUGGGACCUGUGGCUCCCACCUCAUUGUGGUGUCACUGUUUUAUGGCACAGCCAUCUCCAUGUACCUACAGCCGCCUUCACCCAACUCCAAGGACCGGGGAAAGAUGGUUUCCCUCUUUUAUGGAAUCAUUGCGCCCAUGCUGAACCCCCUGAUAUAUACACUUAGGAACAAAGAGGUAAAGGAAGCCAUACGAAGGCUGGCUACUAGAGUCUUCAUCACGAAAUAAGGAAACGUGCACGUGAGAGGACGUAAGGUCUUGCAGGGCCCCCACCCCUCGCCGUCUGUGUCCUGACCUAAACCACAAGAGGUUUGGCAGCUCUGGGGCCCACCAGUUGGGGGUUCUUCCCAGCAGGAAUGAGUGCAAGCCAGGACUUGGUCAUCCUCAGGCACUGAUAUGGAGGUUUAGUUUGUUGCUGAAAACAGUGAGAAACUGUCCUGGCUCUGAGCCAAAAUUCCUUAAACCUGCAUGUGGUCUCGUACCUGACCCUUCCCUGCAGACACACCCAGAGAGAACACCUUUCUCCCGCCUGCUCUGUAAGUUCCUCUAACAAAAGCUUUGGAUCAGUCAUCUUGGCGGUCACUUCUUUCUUUGGGAUCCCAACUGGCUCGAUCCUGUGGAAUAUCCCUGCGUCUGCUUUUGGGGCAAACUCAGUUGCUGUUUGGGCUGCCAGGACCAAGCAGCUGGUGUAGUCAGCAGGAUCCAAAAACCAAAAGUAAAAAAAAAAAAAUUAUAGGUGACUGAUGUUAUGACUCCCCAGGGGUCUACAAUAAAAUUGUGGUUUGGAGUUGGGGUCUUGGUAGAAACCUCUACUGGUCAGCCUUUUAGAGAUUGCGAUUUUAUUUAUUUUCAGUUUGUUCACUUAUUUUUUUUUUUUUGAAAUGCAGAGCAGAGCAACAGAGAGAGAGAGAGUUGUAGAUAAAUAGAUACUGCUAAACUGUUUUCCAAAAAAGCUACACCUUUUUGCAUUCUCACUGCCUCCUUGAGAACACUUGGCAAUGCCUGUCUUUAUCACAGCCGUUCUGUUGGGUUCGAAGUGGUAUCUCCUGGUUUUGCUUUCACUUCUAGAAUGAUUCAUGAUGUUGAACAUUUUUGCAUAUGUUUAUUGGCCAUUUCUGUAUCUUCCUUGGACAAAUAUAUAUUCAAAUCAUUUGCUCAUUUUUAAAACUUGGUUUAUAUUUUUAUUGAAUUGUAGGAAUUCUUUACACAUUUGGAUACAAGUCUCUUGUUGGAUAGGUGAUUUGCAAAGACAUUCCCUCUUCCAUACUUUCGAUUUCUUGAUGAAAUUUCCUUUGAAGCACCAAAGUCCUCGAUUUUGAUUAAGUCAUUUUAUCUAUUUUUUCUUUUGUUAUGUGUGCUAUUACAAGAGUUGUUUGUGAAAAAGCUACCAUGUACUCUAAAGCUAUAAUACAUGGAUUUUCCUGUAGCGUCCUAAACUUUCAGCUUUUACAGUUAGGUCUCUGACCCGUUUUGAUAACUUGACAUGGUACACAUAAAUGCUAUGUUGCUGUGACAGACUGGGAAGCGUAAAAGAUACAUGUUGUGUAGAGUGUGACGAAGGAGACCUACAUGACUCUUAUAGAUGCAGAUCUCCACUAUCCUGGAAAACACCAUUAUUUCCCCAUUGAAUUAUCCUGGCACCUUUGUCAAAAAUGAACUGAUCAUAAAUCUAAGAGGGCACUUCCAGACUCUUGGGUCUACUCCACUGAUGCAUGUUUUUACUUUAUGAGUGUAGCACGCUGUCUAUAACUGUGGCUCUGUACAGCUGGAGAUUAGCAAGUGUGAGUCUUUAAUCUUUGUUAACCCUCUGCAUCCUUUGCAUGUACAUAUGACUUUUAGGAUCAAUUUGUCAGCUUCUGUGACUUAAAAAAAGCUACUAUAAUUUAAAAAAAAAAGCCGGGGAUGAUUUUAUGAGGGAUUGCGCUGGGUCUGUAACCAGGGUGUGGAGUUUUGUCAACAUGACGAUCGGAAGUAUUCUCAGUAGUGAGUGGGAGAGGUCUUUCCCUAGUUACAACUCUCAUUUCUUCCAGCACUGUUUUAUAGUAAUGUGCUUCAUUUAACCGAGCUCAGGUCAAACUUCUCCACCGGUUUCAAGACUGCCAGACUUGGCUCUGAUGCAGCUAAGCUUGGAAUCCCUAAAUCUCAGUGUCACACACUCCACGGUCUGGCCAGGAAUCAGUUGUUUCUCUUGGAUAGACUAUUUCAGUCUGUUUCGUGGCUUUUACUUAUUUAAGGAGUUCUGAAAUGCUUGAAUUUAGUUGUUUUCCUCAAAAUGUGUCAUGGUUGAGUGGAAGAGCUAGUUUACUGUUUCUCACUUUGCCAUUCCAGAAGUCAGUCAACUUCAUUUUCUUAACAGUGUCUUGAAGAAUAAUCAUUUGCCAAUUGUUGCCUUUUGACUGGUAGGCUUAAUCCAUUUACAUAUAAUAACAUUUAUAUCCUCCAUUUUGCAAUUUCUUAACAAAUAAAGACAAAGCAAGAAAACUCAAGUAAGAGAAGUUCAACAGGACACACUGGGAGAUUCCAUCUCUGCUUUACAACUGGGGCUCCAGUGAGUGAUGAAAUCUCACUGAAAAGCUACGCAGGGGCUGGCCUGUUGCACAGCGUGUUAAAGCUGGUUCGAGUCCUGGCUGCUCCACUUCCAAUCCAGCUCUCUGCUGUGGCCUGGGAAAGCAGUGGAAGAUGGCCCAAGUCCUUGGGCCCCUGCACCCUUGUGGGAGACCUGGAGGAGGCUCCUGGCUCCUGGCUUCAGAUCAGUACAGCUCUGGCAGUUGUGGCCAUCUGGGAAGUGAACCAGUGGAUGGAAGACCUCUCCCUCUCUCUCCCUCUCUCUCUAUCUCUCUCUUUUUCUCUGUAACUCUGCCUCUCAAAUACAAAAUAAAUCUUUUAAGAAAAACUGAUAGAAUUGAAAAGAGACAGGCAAAUCCAAAAUUAGGGUUGGAAACUUGAACACUGCACUCUCAGUAGCCAGCAGCACCAUUGGAAACACAGUAGAAACGCAAACGAGUUCAUCCACACAACCACCGACAGCAACGAACACCCAUGGGGCUCUCCAGCCAAGCACAGGAGGAUCCGCGUUCUGCUCUGGUACCCACGGAACGCUGACCACGUGUCCCAGUCAGGUCCAGCAGCUGUAAGAACAUACCAUGAACUGGGUGGCUAACCCACACAGCAGCUUACUUCUCACAGCUCUGGAGGGUGAGAAGCUCAGGACGAAGGUGUUUGUAGAUGCAGGGUCUGGUGACAGCGUAUGUCCUGCUUCCAUGAUAGUGCCAUCCUCUGUGUUCACAUGUGGUAGAGGGGAUAAACAAGUUUCUGUGGUCCUUUGUUACGAGGGCACAAAAAUCCCGUUCAGAAGGGUCUCACCCAGGCCGGCGCCGCGGCUCACAAGGCUAAUCCUCCGCCUUGCGGUGCUGGCACACCGGGUUCUAGUCCAGGUCGCGGCGCCGGAUUCUGCCCCGGUUGCCCCUCUUCCAGGCCAGCUCUCUGCUGUGGCACUCCCUGGCCCAAGUGCUUGGGCCCUGCACCCCAUGGGAGACCAGGAGAAGCACCUGGCUCCUGGCUUCGGAUCAGCGCGGUGUGCCGGCUGCGGCGGCCAUUGGAGGGUGAACCAACGGCAAAGGAAGACCUUUCUCUCUGUCUCUCUCUCUUACUGUCCACUCUGCCUGUCAAAAAAAAAGGAAAAAAAUAAGGGUCCCACCCUCAUAAUCUCAUUCCCCCCACCCGAGGGAAGGUGGGAUCUUAUGGAGGUUAGGAUUUGUGUUAAAAAAGCUAAAAUAAGUGAGAUAGGGGCAGGUGCUGUAGCGUAGCAAGUAAAGCCGCUGCCUACAGUACCAGCAUCCCAUAUGGGCUCCAGUUCGAGUCCCGGCUGCUCCCCUCCCAAUCCAACUCUAUGGCCUGAGAAAGCAGUAGAAGAUGGCCCAAGUCCUAGGGCCCCUGCAUCCAUGCUUCGGAUCAGCGCAGCUCCAUCUGUUGCGGCCAACUGGGGAGUGAACCAGAAGAUAGAAGACCUCUCUCUCUGCCCUUCUCUCUCGCUGUGUAACCCUGUCUUUCAAAUAAAUAAAUCUUUAAAAAGAAGAAGUGAGAUAAGCAAAGAGGUUCUGUUUCCACAUCUGGUUUGGCCUUUGUCUGUUUAUGUCUCACAUUUAGACCCCGAAGCCUCUGUAUGGUGCAGUGAUCCCAAAAUGAAGAACGCAUAAUUGGGCGAAGGAACCCAGAGAAGAAGGAGGCGUGGCUUCACUUCUCACUUUCAAUGAAACACCGGCAGAUUGAAACAGUGGCAGAUUCUGUGCCACUCAGCACUGCAACCUUGGACUUCGCAGGGCUGGAGGUGCCGAUCCUGUCACGGGGAAUAUUCUCGCCACGGGACAUGGAAAGGGUUGCAUGGAACCACAAAUCCAAGCUGUGACUGCCGUCAGGAUACUUAAGACUUCCUGUGUCCACAGACCAGCAGAUCAGAAGAGCUGCCAUGGGGGGAAGGCCACAGUCGUCCACACCUCUUGGCAACCAUGCCCUGUGCAAUCCCUUUCCCUUGAGUAUAAAGUAGAAGUUGGGUUCUGGCCUUUAUCCUGGGCGCUCUUUCUCUGUAGAUCAGAACUGGGCAGGAAGCCAGCUGCUGUAUCAUGCAGGAGCCCUGUGAAGAGGCCAAGUGAGCAAGCUUGCAAGUGAGUUGUCUGAGGCCGGAAACCCACAUAAUGCCUUAAGGUGCUUGUAGCUCCAGGCAACACCUUGGCUGCAGCAAUGAGAGACCUGGAGCCAGAAGAGCCCACCCAAGCAGUGUUUUUUGCUCUCAGCGGCUCAGUUUUUGGGUGCUCUGUGAAGCAGCAAUAGCUAAUUACUGCACCAUAGCCAGAGUAACCGACCCAGGGCCAACAGGGGGAGAAGAGCUGACUUCAGACAAUAGGGCCAGGGAAGAAUCCACGUGGAACGCAGAUGGCCCUUGGGCUACCUUCUGAUACAUCUUCCCCUACAGUAACUGAGCAGACCCGUCAUUACCAAGGCAGCAGAACUUUAGAAAUGAAGGUCCCAGCCACUCUCCCAGGCCAGCAGCCGAGACCCUGGCGAGGGCAGAGGGGAGACUGGGAGUGACCUGAGGCACUCCUGGAAGAGGGAAAGAACGAGAACCUGCUGUGGCCUGAGACCAACCACAGCAGUGAGGCUGUUGUUUCUCUACUCAACCCCUCGUGCCACAUGGGUUCUGCUCGCCAAGAUGUGCAGAGAAUCAGCAGUGAGGGCCGCAGGACGGCCUGUGCUGACCGUGACACUACAGGAGGGUCAAGGCCUGUGCACCUCCCGUCGUUAGGGGCCAGCCUCUGGCGCUGCUCUGAAGUGCAAGGUGUUUCACGCCUAACUGUUAGGUAGGAAGUUAGAUAUGAGCUUAUGUGUGUGUGACAGGCCUAAAGAGAAGACUUCUUUUUUUUUUUUUUUUUUUGACAGGCAGAGUGGACAGUGAGAGAGAGAGAGACAGAGAGAAAGGUCUUCCUUUGCCGUUGGUUCACCCUCCAAUGGCCGCCGCGGUUGGCGCGCUGCGGCCAGCGCACCGCGCUGAUCCGAUGGCAGGAGCCAGGAGCCAGGUGCUUUUCCUGGUCUCCCAUGGGGUGCAGGGCCCAAGCACCUGGGCCAUCCUCCACUGCACUCCCUGGCCACAGCAGAGGGCUGGCCUGGAAGAGGGGCAACCGGGACAGAAUCCGGCGCCCCAACCGGGAC